GUAGUAGAGCCAGAUCAUUGCGUGAGCUGUAGCGGAGUGGUGUACAGUCGUGGCAAUGCCUGCUUUGUACAGUAGCCAAUCGGGCAUUGAGUCGUUUUCUGUUUCAUGGUCUGUUUCGGGUGACCUCAGUCGCCCAGAAAGUGGUAGGAUACAGCAGAUACUGUUCCAGGUGAGGGAGUGGUGAGUGGGAGAGACUCCUGUAGGCCAAUGGCGAGGGCAGAGAGGGGAAGACGCUUCAGAAUGAAGCAACUGUCUGUAGGGAGGAAGGUUGGGACAACCCUCUGGCUUCUGUCGGCGCUUCCUCAUCAAAUGAGCAAGACGAAACUCAAGCCUCAAUUGCCCAGGUAUUGCAGCAAUUGUGGAGUCACAAAACUCACAUCACCUAAAACAGAUCACCUGGAGCGCACGAGCAAUAACUUCCGUCAGGAGAUGCUCUCAGCGGCCACAGUUCUGGAAAUCCUGGAUGCCUCUCCAAGUGUCAAGCGGCUCGCACUUCAUGUCCACAAGCCACAUUUCAACUUCAAAGCCGGCCAAUGGGUGGACCUGUUCAUCCCAGGAGUGUCCAAAGUUGGAGGCUUCUCCCUGUGCUCUUCCCCCGAGCGCCUGGCAGAGGAAAGCCUUGUGGAGUUGGCUGUGAAGUACAGCUCACAUCCGCCAGCACACUGGGUACACAGACAGUGCAGUGUUGGGGCUGAAGUCGCUAUUCGUAUUGGUGGAGACUUCUACUACAACCCCCAACCAUUCGAUCCAUCCCAUGACCUGCUGCUCGUGGCAGGAGGGGUGGGUAUCAACCCCCUCUACUCCAUCCUUCUGCACGUUACGGAUAUGCUGCGACAGGAUGCUCCUGGCUGCAGCCCACAGAAGGUCAGCUUGGUCUACACCGCCAGGGAUUCCACCGAGAUUCUCUUUCAGGAAUCGUUGCUGGCCUUGAUGAAGGAGUUCCCUGAACAAGUGAGAUGUCACUUUCACGUCACCAGGCAACAGGCGCCUGUACCGGACUAUCUCAGACCCCACCUCACAGUUGGAAAGCUGACGAAGAAUGAUUUGAGCGCGCGUGUGAACGGGACUCCAAGGUGCUACAUCUGUGGACCACCCCCCAUGAUUGAAUUUGUGUCGGAGACACUUCAGUCACUGGAGUUGCCUCGGGCUAGCAUCUUCUAUGAGAAGUGGUGGUAGCAGCUCUGGAUUUUUUUAUGCAAGCAAUGCAAAGCAAAUAUCUGGGAGUAUAUAUUGCAGUUCAUUUAACUUGUUAUAAAACACAUGGCUUGAAUGGGCCCAGUUCACGUGUCAUCAGAAUGCUUAUAAAUAUCUGGAAAUUGUUGUGAAACUUUAAGAGGAAAAGAAUGGUGCAGAUACUUUGGUCAAAGUGUUCCACAAGAAAAUACAUCACUUGAAGAGGCAGCGAUUCAGACAGACGAGAUCUCACAGAAACCGAAAUGUUCCGCCAGUCUAAACUUAUUUAAUAAUUAAGUCACACUUUAAACAACUUAAAACUGUUAGAAAAUGGAGCAUUAUAUAUGAACCUGUGGUGUGCAACAUCGAAUUAUUUGUGUACAUAUGUAUGUAUUUGACUGGGUGUGAUAUUGUAUUCAUACAUACUGAAUACAUUAUAGAUUUUAAAAUGGUCGUAUAAAUUUCGUUACGUAUUUUGUAUUUAUUACUUCACACCCUGGACACCUUUGCAAACAAAAUGUUUCAUCUGCAGGGACUAUCCAGGUAAAAAUGCUUGAAUAAUAAAAAAAAAAUAGGUCCACAAUCUGGUGGAUACCUUAAUCUAUCUCCACACAAAUGUGAUGUAAGAACAGGACUGGCUGCCAUGCUGUUUCACAUCUCCAAUAACAAGACCGGGAUAAUUAUCGUGGCAUUGCCUUAUUUGCUGACAGCUCAUUGUCACAUGCAGUGACCAAACACCUUUCAUGUUGCUUUAUUGAAUGAGGGCUCCGUUGGCCCCGCGUUGUUCCUUUGUGAUUCCAAUGUCUCCGAUUCCCAAGCCACUCAACCAUGUUUACACUCUUCACAAAACACACACAAAUUGUAGUCGCCAUCACUGGAAAGUGCUUAACGUAAUUUAGCAAAAAUGCGGAAAUAUAAUUUUCCAGGUUACGAUACAAUGAAAUAUUAUAUUUGAU
Messenger RNA from Lethenteron reissneri (Far Eastern brook lamprey), 2129 nucleotides. Its product is annotated as oxidoreductase NAD-binding domain-containing protein 1-like. Lineage: Eukaryota; Metazoa; Chordata; Hyperoartia; Petromyzontiformes; Petromyzontidae. Gene Ontology annotation, cellular component: mitochondrion. The record is from RefSeq and is a predicted model, not a curated record. Gene Ontology annotation, molecular function: oxidoreductase activity.